Molecule: messenger RNA, 7308 nt
Organism: Acanthopagrus latus (yellowfin seabream)
Lineage: Eukaryota; Metazoa; Chordata; Actinopteri; Spariformes; Sparidae
Product: trafficking regulator of GLUT4 1-like
Exons: 3
Coding region: 5954-6583 (209 amino acids)
Cellular component (GO): membrane
Source: RefSeq, a predicted model, not a curated record
UGUCUGCGAGGCGGUGUGUGUAUGUGUGUGUGUGUGUGUGUGUUGCUGAAUGCUUGUUCCUGUCAGCCUGAUUUAGCCUGUGGCGGCUUGAUGACCCAGUUUGCGUAAAAAAAAAAACGCCAACCUGGGCAGCUCGUCCUCAACACGACUUUACCCAAGUCAGAUCCACAUCUCAGGCUCUCGUUGCUGCUUUCUGCACAUUUUCCUGCGUCGAGGAAAUGGAUGAGCUGUUCUAGGAGCUCUGGCUGAAGGCCUGGCUGUGUGUCAUGUAGAUCAUAUCGUCCGGCUGACACACAGGAGGAGCUGACAGGAAUUAUGAGCUCCCUUUAGAAAUCUGACCACAAGCAGCCAGCUCCUGCAAACAUUUCAUCAACAUUUGGGAGGAUUGUCUGGGUGUAAUGGUGGACCGAGUGCUGCAUGGAGUGACAGCACAUGCAGCUAAACAGAGCAGCUGGAAAUGUGCUCAAAAGAGUCUAAAUCAGCAGAGAAGGGAACAGAAAAUCAGAUGAUCAGAUUUGUGUGUUUGAAGCCGUCAGGACUUCCACAUUUAGAAAAUCAGGAAACUCUAUUAAUUUCACUGCUUUGACCGUCAGGAGGCGUCCUGGUUUAUAUAACACAAACUUGUCAGAAAGUGUCAGCCUUCUCAGCCCCUUUAAAAAAAACAGAAAACUGCUGAGUUCAUAACAGGCCGAGGAACAAGCCCGUGCUGGAGUAGGGGAUAGGUGAGAUGACUCGGGGGCGAGUCACUCCUCAGAAAUGCGGUGACACCAGCAGUCAUCUGGCAGAUAUUUCCUCACAUGAACGACGUGUUUAUAGAGAAUACAACUGUAGAUGUUUGUGAGGAUUAGUCACACAUUCUCCACAGAAAACGUCGUCGGCCUCUCGAGUCUCCACAACUCGUAUAUUUGAUCCCUGACAGCCUUUUACACUCGCAUGAACCGUCUGCAGCGACGUGUUGGAGGUGUUUCUGUGCUGGAAGCUCUCUGUAGUGUACGUUUCAUCGAUGGAGCCCGUCUUACAUAAUUGCACAGCCAGAGUUCAGUGCACCGGUAGGAAUGCGCAAUAGGCUGUGUCACGAGCUGCAUUUGUGCCAUUGCAACCCGGAGCGUGACAUAAGCCGCCCUGUCAAUGAGGAUCACAUGGCAGUGACAGGGUGUCGGUUAAAAAGCAACUCAUCUCGUCUCCGUGUGUCGCUCUGCAGCCUCUCCCGUGCUGCUUUUUAUUCCUAAUCGCCUACAUUUUGCAGAAGUGAAGCCAUCUUGCUCAACUUGGGCUACACCCUUCAUUCCUAUUGCGUGCCUUGUCAAGGGAGGAUGGGGCAAGAAGGGAUGUGUUGUGUAGGUUUGUUCAGAAGUAGAAGAAGAGGGGAGAAGAAAAAGAAGAUCCAGUUCUUUUCAAACAAAAUGGCACAGACUGCCUGAGGACAGGCUUACAGGCCUCAUGCAGCACGUUACCAUCUCCUGGGAUGUCGUGAAUUCAGAAAGGCAUUCGGCUCCUCCUCGCAGCGAGCGAGACAAACCGAACCCCUCGACGUGGAGCGAUCUCGGGGUUAAAGCCGGAGAGCCUUUAAAGUCCAGCAACCGGCGAGCAGCAGAGCAUAAGAAGAGGCUCUCUGCACUAUGAUCAGCGCGUUGCCAAAGCCGCCGCCCUUUCCCUGUCUUUGUCCCCAUUCCCAGUCUAAAAUGAUCAGUCUAUAUUACAGACUACAAUCUGGGGCAGUAAACACUCUCCCACUGGGCCGCACCCACAGCAGAGGAAUGCACCUGAAUGCAUGCAUGCAACGUUUAAUUAUCCUGUGUUUUCCAUUCAACAGAGCUGCAGCAGCGAGGACGGGUCUGCAGGUUUUCCCGCGAUUAUCCUGCAACUCCUCACAUAUUUCCUCGCGCGGCGUCACGACCCUGAUCGUGAAAAGGUCAGAUGGAUGACGGUGCUCGUAGCCUCUCCAUCAUACGCUCCCUUUUUUUAAAAAAUGUGUCUUCUGCUGCGUCUCCCUCAGAUUGAUAAAUUCAAACGUCUGAUCGUCAAUAAUUCCACCAUCAUUCAUAUUUCUCUGUGACACACACGUCCUGCCUGUUCACCUGUGUCCGUCUUCCCUGCACGUCCACAGUGGCAGAUAAGCUCAGUCUUUUGUGUGUUAGACUGCUGUUAUCUCCUUUUACACUGCUGCCCCGUGUAUAAAAGCCUGUCUCAAGGCCUUCCACACUGGCUGUCAUGUGGCUCUGUCUGACUCCCUCGCUCAGAUAAGACAGAAAGAAAGGGAAGGAGAGGAGGAGGAGGAGGAGGAGAUGCAGCUCGGAGGUGAGGGUGAUCCUGACAGCGAAGCCACGUCCGCCCUUGUCCAGCGCAGACCAGAUGGAGACGAGCAGGAAGACGGGAGCAUGUGCACCUGAAGCAGCCAGAGGAAGCGGACGGAGCCGCUGUUGGUGCCUUUUUAAGGAGGCCGGUCGUCGCACCGGGCUGUCUGGUUCGGACUCUCACGCUCGCUGGCUGACUCCCAGAGCUCCCUCACCCUCGGCCUCAAAUGGCUGACACACAGCAGUUCUUCACUGGCAAGCUUUAUGUUCCUGUACACAUGCUAAAGCUGCCAGCUGAAGAACUGCUCUGGUCAGCCCUGCACCGGAUGACUCAAGAGGAGGAAGCAGGCGGGGGCGGAGGGGGGAAGAGGACGGAGGGGAGGCGGCGUUUCUCACGCUCAGCAGUCAGACUGGACUUAAUUAACCUGCUAGAUUUGAGCCACCGUUCAGUUUGGUCAGGACGAACUGUUUAUGUUGUGGUCACUGUUUGUGUUGUCUGUUUGAAUUGUGUACAUGAUGAACAAUAAAGAGUCAAAUAUUUUCUCAGACUUGAGGUUUAUUGCUGAGGAUGAAACCACACACACACACACACACACACACACACACACACACACACACACACACACACACAGAGGGAAACAAAAGAUGUGUGCACAAAUGUGUCAAACUUUUAAGACGAUCCUUUUAAAGGUCAACAAGCUUAAAGUUGUUUAUUUCAGUUAUAAAGCACGUUGAAGGCAAACAGGUUUGAACAAAGUCUGACGUGUCAACAGGCGUGAGGACGUUUUUGUGCAAGAUUAAAAUAGAAGCAGGUUUCAACCAGGCAAGAAUAAAAACAUGUGGACAGCCAACGACAGGAAGCUGCAACAUCAGAUGCUCUUUACAUCGUCAGCAGGCCCCAGACGUAAAGCAACGUCAGGCUACGGCACCACAUCAAAAGGAAACGCCACCAAUUUGACUCAUUGAAGUGUGCAGUUAACAAAUACCUUGUAAUUUCUUUAAUAGAUUUCCAGGAAGCUUUUAUUUGGUGUGUGUUUCUGCUGAUCAGCUGAUUUAGUCCAGCUCGUUCCUGUAACAGCAGCUGUUCACAUCACACUGCAUCACUCACUUCAGCUUUGUGGCCGGCAGAAGAGAAGUUAAACUGAAACUAGCUGGAAAUGAAAGUCGCUCGAUCAGCAGAAGUUAAGCAGAAACCAGUUGGAAGUUUCCUCCAAAGUUGCCUCCAGUGACGUCACUCAGCGGCUGUGUUGCAUUCUAGGUAAUGAUUUCUUAAUAAAAGGUCCAUAAGGAGUCCAUCCCUGGCUGUGUCCCGGUUCAGGAGCUGCAUUUGAAGGCCAAUUACACCUCAACACUGUGUGAAGGCUCCUCCAGAUGCAGCCCACAAAUGCUCCUUCUUUUCCUUUUAGGAGGACGCACCGCUACGAUCCUUCAUGGCCUCACAUAUCCCAGGAUUCUUUAAGCGCCUGAAAAAGAAGAAAGAAGGAGAGAAAAUGGCGACGUCACGUGGCAUAGAUCGUCACUUUGUGGGCCUGGGUGGCAGAAAUCGUGACAUAAGGGUAAAACAUCUGGUGAUGCAACCAGGAAAUGCUCUGAACACGAGACCGUCCCACGUCACAACAGCUGACGGGGCCUUCGAAGGUCUCUUGAAGGACUCGCUCUCAACACCACAAAGGAAGUGUCCUUCGAAGGAUGCAGACCCUGAAUUGAGACACAGCAAGUGUUACAGGAGUGCCAUACAAAACUAGUGUAUGACUUUGUGCUUUAAUUACCCACAAUGCAACUUGGCCACCAGUGACAUCACUGGAAGCGCUUUCUCAGAUUACAUGCAGCUUCUUCUGGAGCCACAAAAGACUUUAUACAACUUUUUCACAAGUGCAGUCAUUCUCCCCUGUAAACACACUUUAAUGUGUAAAACUGGUGGCGUUACCCUUUAACAAGUUAAUUUCCUGACAUUCUAAACUGAAUAAGGUACGAAAUCAGAGAGAGACUAAUAAAUGGUUUAAUAUCUUCAGGGCCUGAAAUAUUUUCCUGACAAAAUAAGUCAAUUUUAAAAUCUGCCACUUUUUGCUCUGAUGCAGCUGAAUUAUAUUUUCCUCCAACAUGCAGCUGAAUACUCAAGUACAAGAACGUCUAAAAAGUGUGUAAGCACAGUACAGUUGUACUGUUUUGUUGACCAAACACCAAGAAAAACUCUAAAUGUUCCUUGAAAUAGUCGUAAAUGAUUGUCUCCUGAAUCUUUAGUUAUUAUUCACUUUGAAUAAUACUUUAUCACUUUAACUCCCUCAGUCAUCAUGUUUUCCAAAUGAAAUGCUUGUAAGUUUUGAUGUGUUCCUAUCUGUUGGUUUUUAAACUGAUCUUUAGGACAUUACAAGGGCAGAUGUCUAUAAACUGCUGCACUGUUAAACCUGAAACUUCUGUGUCUUGGUGCAGCUUCCACUGAAUCACCACUAGAUGGCGCAGCAGUCUAUUAAAACAUGGCUGAGGGCUUCAUGGAGCAGGUUCAGGGAAAUUAAAUCAGACGGAUCAUUAGAUCAGUAGUGUGCUGGGCUAGUCUCAAAACUAGUUCCCUGAUUCAUUCAGUCAGUGUGUCUGUGACUGUAUUAACUAACAGCCCAUCCGAGCAGUUUAUUUGAUUAUAAAUAUUAUUUUGUAAAUCCUGGAUAUGAACAAAGCUUCAGAUCACAGAUUGUUCAGGUGGAUUAUAAUACAGCUGUAUGUUCUGUAGUUGGUAAGUAUCUCUGAUGUGCAGGUGGUGAGAGAAGUAUUCAGAUUGUUUAAUUCAAUGAAACUCAUGUAUGAUCCGAAAAAUACAACAUGAAGUAUUUAUAAUUACACAGAAAUACAUCUUGAGUGUUUCUAUCACUAAUGCGUACAUCUACAGAUAUAGUUAUGCUGUAGCUGGUCGAGGUGAAGCUAAUUUCAAAUAUUCUUUCUUCCUUUUUAUAUGAUUGGAUUAAAAGCAACAAUUCGUGGAGCAUUGUGUGAAGUUUAGAGAUCCAGUGGAGAGUGAAGUUCCUGUUAAAUACUUAAAAAUGGCAGAAUAAGACUUCAGUGAAGGACCUGAGUCAGCAGGGCGUGCAUGUGUUGAGAGGCUCAUAGUGUCCACCUUGCUUCCUCUUCCUCCCUCUUCCUCCCUCUCUCUCUCCCUUACUCACAAUGUGCGUCGUCGUACAUGCUGAUCCAGCUCGAUGCCCCCCGUGCGUAAAUGGAAAGCUUUUACGCACCGCGCGUGUUCACUUCAGAGGGGGUUUAAUUGUUGUUUUUGCACUGUCACACGCCUCGCCUGGUGCAUGAGCAGGCUUCAGAUACUGGGGAUGUGCUGUGGAGAUGUGAGGGUUGCGGUAAUACCUCACUACUUUAUAGAAAGAGGGGGGGUAAAAAGGCAAGACGUGCGUCCGGACACUCACCGCCAACUCGACGCGAGAGGGACUUGACAUCAAUAACAUCUCGCUCAUCAAUAAGACACUUUGAUGGAGUUAGAUUGCUUAAUUAAAUAGUUCGCCUUAAAGGUAUUGGGCUCUCUGAAUUUGAAAUAUUCUCUAAUCUAAUGACCCCCCAUGGAGAACAUCUGAAGGAAGACACUCGAGCAUCUCUCUCUCCACAAGACAGCGGCUCGGUCACACAGAGAAUCCGGCUUCGAGGUUUCUCAUCUUUCACUGAUGGCGAUCAACACUGAUGCUGCCUUUGGGAAAAGCGCCCUCGGCGAGAGGGAGGUCUCCAACCCCACGGACUUCCACGACACGGAGAGGCUGCUGAGCGCCGCGACCACCGAGCCCAGCGGGCAGACCAACAUCAAGCAGUCCGACUCCUUCUCCCUCACCAUCAGAGGGAGCGUCCGGUCUCUGGACGCGGACCAGAACGGACACAGAUCACCGCUAAAGUCGGGCUCCGUCGGGCAUUUGGCGACCCCACCCAAGUCCACGUCCCGGCUCAGCCUGGGCCCGCAGCCCUCCCCGGUGCCGCCCGGAGCCGAACCCCCGAGUUACCUCUGGGCCGCCGUGCUGUCCUGUUUCUGUUUAACCGGCGUGCCGUUCAACCUGUGCGCCCUGUGGUACGCACAUGUGUCCACAUCAGUUCUCCACUCUGGUGAUAUUCAAGCAGCAAGAAAGUAUGGCCGCCUGUCUCUGCUGUUCAGCUGUGUGGCAAUACUGCUGGGUGUGGCUCUCCUCAUCUUCAUGGGCAUCUCGUUAGGUAUAAAAGAGAGUCAUGACAACAAACUCAUCUACAAGGCCCAGUGCAAAGCUGUAUGUGUUAAAUGUCUCUUUUCUGUGUCUCUCAGAUAUGCGUAAGAUUUGAGGAAUGGAGUGAGCCUCCUUUAACUUCAUCUGAUCUCAAGUUUGCACAGAAGAGAGAGAGAGAGGAGGAGGAGGGAAGGAAUGUCGUUUUGAAGAUGAAAAAGCACAAAAUCUGGGCUGAAAACAAGCCGAAGACACUUUUUCUUCACCUGCUACGGCUAAAAGAAAGAAACAAGAAAGAAGUCCCGGGCUGUUUCUCUUUUUCUGGCAACGCCCACGCUCAAUAACCCCACAAACUCAGGAACUAAAGGAGAGGAGAGUGAAUCGUGCACACACUGGUAGUGUUCCAUCACCAGACAGCGUAACUACUCAUUGUCCUUACUAGUGGUGCACUGAAGCACAUACGCCUGCUUGACACACAGAUAAUUGGACGGCACUACAUUUGGCUCGGCAUCAUUAGACCUGAGGAUGUCCCAAAAACAAAUAUCAUGGUCUUACAACCAGGCGGUCAGACAUCAGUGCACCUCUAGUCUGUUAAUGCCGCCGCUGCCCGCCCUGUUUCUCUCUCUGUUCUAUCGGCACGGGACGUCAGCGGCUGUGGGAAGAUGUAUAAACUGAUUUCUUACACUGUUUACAUAAAACUCAUGUACGUUUAUCACAACAAGCCCUCCUGCAGCUCCUUCAUUAUCCUGCUUCGCGUGCUACUAUGAUAAACUGAGCAGAUUCCUGUUGGGACUCGACUGGACUGAUCUCUACGCCUCAUUAUGUUUACAGUAUAU